GUGGAUCCCACUCUCUCGCUCCUUUAAAAUCGAGUAAACCGUCAUUCCCUUCCGAAUUCCGGCGGUGGAGACAGGAGACCACCACACCCGACACCACGAGGUUCGAUGUGGCAGAUGAAACCACCGCCUCUAAGAAAUUUGAGCAGAGAAUCUCCGAAUUCAAUGGCUCUACUUCCAGCAGCUUCAGCUGCUUAUUCCCGGAAGUUCGACCACAGCCUCCCGUCUUUCAGACCUGGAAUUCCUCGCUUUUCUUCCGCCCAAAAAAUCGCAAAGAUUGUCGCUAUGGCACCCAAGAGAAAGGUGAAUAGAUAUGAUGAGAACUGGCAGAAACAAUGGUACGGGGCUGGGAUAUUUGCUGAAGGAAGCGAAGAAGUGAAAGUUGACAUAGUCAAGAAGCUGGAGAAGAAGAAGGUUCUGAGCAACGUGGAGAAGGCCGGAUUGCUGUCCAAGGCCGAGGAAUUAGGGUUUACUCUGUCUUCCAUCGAGAGAUUGGGGGUUUUGUCCAAGGCAGAGGAGUUUGGCUUGUUGAGCUUGAUUGAGAAAGCGGCGAGCUUCUCUCCGGCGACGUUAGCAUCGGUGGCGUUGUUAUUCUUUGUCGCGGCGAUAGCUGCAGUCGUUUUGUUACCCGAUGAUUCGGCGGCUCUGGUCGCGGUGCAGGCCGCGGUUGCGGGUGUGCUUGGUGUGGGCGCGGUGGGUUUUUAUGUCGGGUCGAUCGUAUUGGAUGGAUUGCAAGAGUCGGAUUAGGUGGCUUUUUGUCGGGUCAUCGACUCAUCGGAAUACGCGAAUCAAUGCAUUUCGUUUCUUUGUAGACCGAAGUUUGGAUCGAUACAUUCUGUAACAAAUGCUGUUACACCAAGCUCGAGCAGUUGAGCUUUUCUGUUUGGGUAAAAUUAACAUAUUUCUUUAUUUCGGCCAGCGCAGCCGCAAACAAUUUCUACAAGAGUAGCCCUCUAUCCCCCGUAUUCACAAUAGGUAUUAUGGAAUUAUGGUUUUCACGUCUUAGAAAAUUU
Molecule: messenger RNA, 1010 nt
Organism: Nelumbo nucifera (sacred lotus)
Lineage: Eukaryota; Viridiplantae; Streptophyta; Magnoliopsida; Proteales; Nelumbonaceae
Source: RefSeq, a predicted model, not a curated record